CACCAGCAAAGCUAUCAACAAAUAUGCUGUCAGGCCACAAACCUUCUAUAUUGUACUUUUAGAAAAGUAAUAUUUGGUAAAGUGAGCGUGUGAGUGCUGGGAUUCGAAUCUACGGAAGUCCUUUUCGUUUGUGCUGUGCUGUUGUUGUUUUGUUGCUUUGGCUACUGCUGUCGCCCUGUAUACGCCCUUGCGUAUAACAAUGGACAUGGAAUACGCCAACAUCAAUGAAUUUAAUGACCGCGACCUAGCGACACGCAUGCGCAACAGCAAUUAUUAAAAAUGCAAGUCUCUGGUGCGCAUGCACCUCUCCUUCGAGCUGGAACUAAACACCGACGAGUUCGACAUGCCGUGCCAUGAAAUCGUCUACGAAGAUAAGGGCAAGAUAAAGAAGUGGAAUCGCCUCUCCAAGAAGAAUCGCGGACCUGCCACAGGCUGCACGGCUGGGGCAGGCAGUAAGUCGGCGGGAAACAGUCCCACUGAAACGCAGCAACAAAUUGAUGCAGGCUUUCUGAUGCACCUGGAGGAGCUCAAAGAGUUUCUUAUGCUGGAGAAGAAUCUCACCCAGGAGGGACUAUUUCGCAAGACAGGAGCCGUUUCCAGGCAGAACGAGCUACGAAUGCACAUACAGCACGACCAGCCCUUGGAUUUGGAACUGACAGGAUUCUCGGCUCACGACUGUGCCACUGUUUUUAAGAGCUUUCUGGCCGAGCUGCCAGAGCCUUUGCUUACAGACGCCCACUAUCCAGAACAUCUUCAGAUAGCGCCGCUUAGCCAGGCAUUAAUGGGGGGUCAGGUGGCGGCUACCGCAGAGCGCCAACAUCUUCUCAACUCGGUGCAGCUGCUCCUUCUCCUGCUCCCCGAAGAGCAUCGCGAGUUACUGCAGCACAUUAUUAAAAUGCUCCAUUCGGUGGCAGCGCGUGAGGAGAGCAACAAGAUGUCCGCGGAGAAUUUGGCCAUCUUGUUUACACCGCACCUGAUUUGCCCCAGGCAAAUGCCGCCUGAGGCGCUCCACUAUAUGGCGAAGAAGAUGUCCAGCAUUGUGUCUCACAUGAUUCAGCAGGGUCUGGAAAUCUUCGAAGUUCCCGGAAAGCUAGCCACCGAUAUUCGGGCGUACUUUCUUGAGCGCAAACGCAAAAAAACCAUGUCACCGGAGCAAACCCUUGAAGAAUCCAUCUCGGACGACUCGACGGUCAACACGGUGUACACUUUUGUAGAUCGUGCCGCCACGGCAGCGGCAAACAACAGCAAUUACACGGACACUGCACUGGCGCAGCUGUACGCGCACAUUCAGAGCCUUCCGGAGUCCUCCAAGAAGCGUCGCCUUAUCAAGCAGUUUAACAAGCAAAACGGACAAGGUAGCACAUUGUCUCCACUCCGUUGCGUUCCUUUGGGACACAGCUCAUUGAUUCCACUCGCUCCUUUCAGGCACACCGCUGCAGGUCAUCGCGAGGAGCUCCAGCGUGCCAUAAGUGAGCAUCACGAGAAGCAUGAUGCCAAAAUGAUGCGCGCCAUGGAGCGCCAGAGCGUAAGAAGUAGAAAUCCAUAUGGAUCACUGCACCCAGCCGUUUCGUUAUAUAACACCAUUUCGAUCAUCCUGCAGCUAUGCCAUAAAUGCGGCUAAACUGAAACUGUAAACACUUUUGUAUGCGACGUAAUAAAGACUUGAAUGUACCCAAAGCACUAA
Molecule: messenger RNA, 1684 nt
Organism: Drosophila miranda
Lineage: Eukaryota; Metazoa; Arthropoda; Insecta; Diptera; Drosophilidae
Product: rho GTPase-activating protein 19-like
Exons: 3
Coding region: 299-1621 (440 amino acids)
Biological process (GO): signal transduction; regulation of small GTPase mediated signal transduction
Cellular component (GO): cytoplasm
Molecular function (GO): GTPase activator activity
Source: RefSeq, a predicted model, not a curated record